Platichthys flesus (European flounder) is the source of this 1570-nucleotide messenger RNA. RefSeq lists its product as uncharacterized. Bases 289 to 933 code for a protein of 214 amino acids. Gene Ontology annotation, biological process: protein polyubiquitination; DNA damage response; regulation of double-strand break repair. The transcript has 6 exons. The record is from RefSeq and is a predicted model, not a curated record. Lineage: Eukaryota; Metazoa; Chordata; Actinopteri; Pleuronectiformes; Pleuronectidae. Gene Ontology annotation, cellular component: nucleus. Gene Ontology annotation, molecular function: RNA binding.
GACGUCAAUACUGUGCGCCUGGUGUUUACAGGAAACCGUCAAAAAAACACCAGACACCAAACAGCAGCUGUUUUAAACCUUGAAACAGGAGAGUUGUUUUUUAUUUUAUUACGUAUGCAUGUCCGAGUAUUAAGAGGAUCAUGUCAUCAAACACCUGCAGUCUGGGGCGUCGAUUUUGUGGUUGACUGUUCGUGUGAUUGGAAGAUGUGGAGGUUGUUAGGAAGUGAAAAUCAGCUGGAGAGCAGCUCGUUUUAAAGCCACAUGCCAGGUUGAAAGUGUCUCGAUGUGAUGGAUGAAGCUCUGGAGACGCUUGGUGAGCAGCUGUACACCAGGAUCUACUCCAAACACAAAGAGGCUGCUGGGAAACUCACAGGUAUGUUGCUGGAGCUGCCAGGUCCUGUGCUGAGGCAGAUGCUGCAGGACGAGGCCAUGCUGACCGCUGCUGUGGAGAAAGCCCUCAGAGCCCUGCAGCUGGAACAGGAGCCAAGCAGCAGGGUAUCGUGUAAGGAGGAGGACAAUGUGUCAGCGUCCUCUGACUCUCUCGGGGAGCAGCUAUUUGAGUUGGUGGACGUCUACAACACUGGUCACUCUCAGAAAAUCACAGGGAUGCUUCUGGAGCAGCACAAAGAAGCAGUUUCAAACCUUCUGUCAGAUCCCAAACUGCUGGAGGAGCAGGUGCACGUCGCAUUGGAGACACUAAAGGAGCAGAACGAGGAGACAGACUUCAGCGACGUGUCGGACGCCGACGACACAGAGAAACUGGGAGAGAGGCUCUUCUCACUGGUGGAGGAGUUGGAUUCUCUUCAUGCAAAUGAUAUUACAGGGAUGCUACUGGAGAUGGAGCCAGCUGUUCUCCGGCAGCUGCUCAGCGACCAUGUGAUGCUGGAGGCUGCUGUUAGGAAAGCACAAUCGGUUCUGGACACUGGACAAUGACAUUUAACACGCAGAAGAACAAAUUAAUCAAUGAUUGACCUGGAUGAACUCUUAUCACGUAUCCAGGCUGUGAUCAGGAAGUUGAAUCGUGGAGGGUUGAGGUUUGACUGGACCAACUGUAAAUAACCGUUAAACCUCUCUUCAGCUGAAACGAAGCCAAUUCUGCCACUUUAUAAUACGGGUGCUCUCUUUGCCAACAUUUUUAUUUCUGAGAUAAAAAAGACUCAACAAAAGUGCCACACAAGUGUCAAAUUAAAUAUUUAUCAGAGGAAAACAUUUGCUGUAUGAAAGGAUUUACUUGUGUGGUUUUAAGACGUUCAUGUUCACCAGAGGAUAAAUGCUACUGACUUUGUUAAUCCCCUGAUUUUUUCUGCACACAAUGUUGAUGAAUCUGACUAACUUGGUGAUCACUCAACUUCUGAAUCAAGUGCCAUCAUCAAGUUAAAUUGUCCAAUUCUGUUGUUUUAUGAUGAAAUAACAGAAACUAAUGGAAUGCCCCUCCCCCUCAGCUGUCCUAACGUUAAUUAGCUGAUGUUAGCAUGCUAAAACACAUAAAUGGUGAAAAUGCAGUAACAUUGGAACUUUAAUAAAAUGUUUAUUUUAUCAAAUUUAGUAAAAAAUAUGUUUUUCUCAUGCA